UUUAUUUUAUUAGCAGAACAAUUUUAAGAGUACAACCAUGAUAAACAAUGCUUCACUUUGAAGCAGGACAAGAAACCCAAUUGCUGAAAAAGUGAACCUAUCCAAAUUUCAACAGUUGGACUUUCACCUUAUAUAGACAUCAUUUGUCUCUCUAGCACUUCACAAAGCAAGUUCUAGUCUGCUUCAUUUUCCAACAAUGGAGUUGUUAGGGAUGAGUCCAAUGAGAACUCAAGUGACCAGGAUAGCCACAGUUCUUGUUUUAGUGGCACUAAACUUGGGUCUAAGAGGAGCUGCUGAGGCCAGGAAAGGAAGGAUACUGGAUUCCUUUGAGUACACAGCUAUAAGUUGCAGAGGACACACUGCAUCAAUAACAGAUUUUGGAGGAGUUGGUGACGGGAAAAUAUCAAAUACUAAAGCAUUUCAGGAUGCAGUUAAUAAUCUGAGCCACUAUGCAUCUGAUGGCGGGGCUCAGCUAUAUGUUCCUGCAGGACAAUGGCUGACUGGGAGCUUUAGCCUCACCAGCCAUUUCACUCUCUAUAUUCACAAAGAUGCUGUUCUUCUUGCUUCUCAGGAUAUGAACGAAUGGCCUGUUUUGAAGCCUUUACCAUCGUAUGGUCGAGGAAGGGAUGCAGCUGCUGGAAGGUUUACCAGCUUCAUAUUUGGAACUAAUCUCACUGACGUCAUUGUUACAGGGGACAAUGGUACAAUCGACGGUCAAGGUGCAUUCUGGUGGCAAAAUUUCCACAAGGGCAAAUUGAAAUACACCCGACCUUACAUGAUCGAAUUCAUGUUCUCGGAUAAUAUUCAAAUUUCCAAUGUAACGCUUCUCAAUUCCCCAUCAUGGAAUGUUCAUCCAGUAUAUAGCAGUAAUAUUCUUGUACAAGGCAUCACUAUCAUCGCUCCUAUCACAUCUCCAAACACGGAUGGCAUCAAUCCAGAUUCUUGCACAAAUGUUAGAAUUGAGGACAGCUACAUAGUUUCAGGGGAUGACUGUAUAGCAGUGAAGAGUGGUUGGGAUGAAUAUGGAAUUUCAUUUGGAAUGCCCACCAAACAAUUAGUCAUCAGGAGGCUGUCAUGCAUUUCUCCAUACAGCGCAGCCAUUGCGUUGGGAAGCGAGAUGUCAGGUGGAAUCCAGGAUGUGAGAGCAGAAGACAUCACUGCAGUCCAUACAGAAUCUGGGGUCAGGAUCAAGACUGCUAGAGGAAGAGGUGGAUUCGUUAAAGACAUAUACGUGAAAAGAAUGACUCUGCAUACCAUGAAAUGGGUGUUUUGGAUGACAGGAAACUAUAAAGCACAUGCUGAUAAUCACUAUGAUCCCAAUGCAUUGCCGGUGAUUCAGGGGAUCAAUUAUAGAGACAUUGUAGCAGAUAAUGUGUCAAUGGCGGCCAGACUGGAAGGAAUUGAAGGCGAUCCAUUUACCCAAAUCUGCAUCUCCAAUGCCACAAUUGGAAUGGCAGCAAAGGCUAAGAAGGUCCAAUGGACUUGCACUGACGUUGAGGGGAUCACAAGUGGAGUAAGUCCUCGGCCAUGUGACCUAUUACCCGAUCAAGGGCCGGAGAAACUCAGAGAGUGCGACUUUCCGGCAGAGCAAUUGUCCAUUGAUAAGGUGGUGCUCAAAAGUUGCACUUAUAGGGUGAAUUAUUAGUGACUGAUACUAGCAAAGUAA
This is a messenger RNA of Durio zibethinus, 1666 nucleotides long. RefSeq names its product putative polygalacturonase. Gene Ontology annotation, molecular function: polygalacturonase activity. Gene Ontology annotation, biological process: carbohydrate metabolic process. NCBI's taxonomy places the organism in Eukaryota, Viridiplantae, Streptophyta, Magnoliopsida, Malvales, Malvaceae. The record is from RefSeq and is a predicted model, not a curated record.